Molecule: messenger RNA, 831 nt
Organism: Gongylonema pulchrum
Lineage: Eukaryota; Metazoa; Nematoda; Chromadorea; Rhabditida; Gongylonematidae
Source: the annotation of a GenBank genome assembly
AUGAAUGAUGAGGAGCUACGCAUGUUUGUCGACGUUGACGGCACAAUAUCCUGGAUCAAAGAGCACGGAUAUUCUCGUGUUGCCUUGCAAUUCCCAGAUCAGUUUCUUUGCUUUUCCUCAGCGAUUGCAGUUAUCAUUGAAAAAGAAUGUGGUGGUCGUGUGAAAACGUUUAUUUUGGCUAACACUGCAUGUCGGAGCUGUUGUGUGGAUGUCCUGGGGGCGAGCCAAUGUGCUGCUGAUUGCAUCGUUCAUUACGGUGAUUCCUGCAUGACGGGAACAAGUAAUCGUCUCCCAGUGCGAUAUGUGUACGGCAGUAUGCCGGUGGAAUGCGAGAAACUCCGGAAAGCACUGGAACAGCACAAAGACAAAUUUGAGCAGAAAUGCUGCCUUCUGUACGAUGCAAUGUAUGCAAGUAGCGGAGAUGCGACAAAUUGUUUGGGGCGACGAGUGCCAAAGGAUGACGGUAACUGGACGGUUCUAUUUAUAGGUGAAGAAAGCAGUCCACUGUUACCCCUCUGGUUGAUGAGCAAUCUCAGUUGCACCACUCUUUUCACAUUCUCUCCGGUUACACAGCAGUGCUCUUUUGCGAGGACCCAUGCCAGUGUGCAUUUGCGAAAACGAUUACUUUUGAUCGAAAAAUUACGAGAUGCACGAACGGUUGGUAUUGUUGUGAAUACGCUGGAUGCGGUUGGAUAUGGAGAAGCUAUAGAGCGGACAAGGAAGCUCUGUGUCGUUGCCGGGAAAAAAAGCUACACAUUAGCUGUCGGCCAGGUACUAUCUUCAGAGACCCGAUUUAUUUAUCAUGCCGCAACGAAUGCCUUCGAGCUGUGA